Molecule: messenger RNA, 2187 nt
Organism: Ruditapes philippinarum (Manila clam)
Lineage: Eukaryota; Metazoa; Mollusca; Bivalvia; Venerida; Veneridae
Product: mu-type opioid receptor-like
Exons: 1
Coding region: 224-1354 (376 amino acids)
Biological process (GO): G protein-coupled receptor signaling pathway
Cellular component (GO): plasma membrane
Molecular function (GO): G protein-coupled receptor activity
Source: RefSeq, a predicted model, not a curated record
UGUCAGGAAACAUACCUAGGACUAAACUCUAUGUCAGCUUGUUCUUUUGCAGUACAAACAUUGAUGUGACACAGUGUACAAUGUCUUCAGGAAAUAUGAGACAGUUAUUUUAGAUUUUAAAAUUGGAUCGAACGUGCCAUCACUAGAUUGGAGUACAAAGUUGUUACCACCGAAUGACGGAAAAAAUACAGAUAUUCACUACUUUUCAUAUUGCAGUGAAAUAAUGAAUAAUUCAAUGAUACAGAAUCAAGAACAUUACUACGCAAUACAAGUAUGGAGAUACUUUCCGCCGAUAUUUCUCGUGGUUGGCACGUUUGGAAACUGUUUAACUAUUACCGUACUAACUCGAAGAAAGAACAAAAUCUCUCCAACAUCAGUUUACCUUACAUCCUUAGCGAUAAGCGAUCUUAUUGUACUAUGGGCAGCUCUUCUAUUUCAAUAUCUGAAACAAGCUUAUGAUUUCGAUAUGUCGAGUUUUUCUUCAGUACAAUGCAAGUUGUUGUUAUUUUUUAGUUAUUUUUCAUUGCAAUUUUCAUCAUUUAUGAUCGUUUUUGUGACCGUUGAAAGAGUUAUAUGCGUGUUAUUGCCCCAGAAAGCCAAGAAGAUAUGUCGGACCCGCAGCGCCCUAGCUGUUUCAGUGGCAUCCUUCCUGAUAUUAUUCCUGGUGAAUGCUCAUUGGUUGUUCGUUAUUGAUGUGCAAACCGUUGAAAUUCACAAAUUAAAUGUUUCUAUUAGAAAGUCAGAAUGUAUGCCGCUAACAGAAGCAGACAAACUAUUCAUAGAAAAUGUUUGGCCGUGGAUUGAUCUCGUAAUAUUUUAUCUAAUUCCUUCAUUCGUUUUAAUUGUGGGCAGUUUAGCUAUCAUCAUACGUUUGCGUGUAAACAAGUCUAAACGCCAAACACAGAUUGCUCCAUUGUCAAAUAGUCAGUCAGCCACAGACAAAAUGUCAGCGCAGUUAACCAGGAUGCUGCUUGUCCUGGACAUUGUUUUUGUCGUCUGCACGACUCCAAUUACCGUUUAUCUAACAAUCUUCACAGACGAACUAUCUGCCUCCGAUGACACGCGCACAUACACAACAAACGAACUUGUGUGGGCCACUGUUUGUAUGCUAAUGUUUUUCAACAAUACUAUAAAUUUUGUUUUGUAUUUCCUAAGCGGUUCAAAGUUCAGAAAAGAAGUAAAAAAGCUUUUCUGUCGGGACAAGGCAAUUUCGACGAAUUUAAUAACAGGGUCUAAUGUAGAAUCCAAUAAUUUGACAGAGAAAUACAAGCAAACAACAGUAGAAAUGAACACAUUGCAGACUAAAGCGGGGAUAUCAUCAGGACAACAUCCAAGUACGUCUAAUAACCAUUAAUGCAGUGGCAUAGAGGUGACAACCACAACUACAAGGAUUUUCCAUGGUGUUUUAAAUUGAUUACUGUAAUAGAUAAGUGCGAACAAAAAUGAUUCGGAUUUCUUUGUUGUUGUUGACCUUUUUUUUUUAUUUUGCUGAGGAGACAUAAUUUAUCAUUUUUUACAAAUGUAUUGUUCUGAAAUAUUUGUUGUUUUUGAGGAGACGUAAUUUAUCAUUUUUUACAGAUGUAUUUUUCUGAAAUAUUUGUUCUGUAAAUUGUUGUAAACCACAUAUGUACUCCUAUUUUAAGAAGCAGUACCUGUUAUCUAGACAUUUGGCUUAACUUUACAGGAAAGGAAAGCGAGGAGUGUACAUACUAUGCAGAUAGACAAUAAUUCAUUUUCAAAUAUCCCGUUUAGUACCAUUUGUGCAGUUACUUGUAAAUAUAGUAAGGGCUGCUUUCCAUGAACUUCUUUGGUGUCCUUUGUUGAUCUUUAUUCUCAUAUUUUAGUUAUAAAAUGUUAAUUGUCUGAGAGAUAACUGAAUAGAGUGAGAGUAAAUUUUAUCAUUUCUAGUAUAAUAUGUCAAAAUAUUAAAUAAAGUAAAUUAACUAAACAAGAUCUACGAAACAGACUUUUUGGCAUUUUGAAAUUUCUCCUGACGUAAAAAGUUGUGUAUUUACCGCCGUUAAAAAACAAAUCCUAUAUAUCUUCAAACAAAACUAACAAGUUCUUUAAAAACUAAUCAUGAUAUCAGUAAGCUUUAUUAAUGAUGUAUUACAUGGUUCCCGGAUUAGAUAUGCUCCAAUGUUACUGUAAAAAUAAUUUAGAGAAGUAUUCAAAUUUUUUAGGAAC